Messenger RNA from Glycine soja, 1257 nucleotides. RefSeq lists its product as uncharacterized. Gene Ontology annotation, cellular component: ribosome; cytosolic small ribosomal subunit. Gene Ontology annotation, biological process: translation. NCBI's taxonomy places the organism in Eukaryota, Viridiplantae, Streptophyta, Magnoliopsida, Fabales, Fabaceae. The coding region runs from base 45 to 1001 and encodes 318 amino acids. The transcript is spliced from 5 exons. The record is from RefSeq and is a predicted model, not a curated record. Gene Ontology annotation, molecular function: small ribosomal subunit rRNA binding; structural constituent of ribosome.
CAACACUUGAAGUUGAAGUGUGUAAAAUUCAUUCCCUUCUCUCGAUGGAGGCAAAGUCACUGCUCAAGGGUUCAUCACUUAAACCUUCUUAUCCCAUCCAUAAGCUUUCAAAAACCACGAUGAUGACACCCAACUGCGUUAGAUUCAGUUUCAACUACAACUCAUGCCUCAUAUUCGCAAAUGGGUACCCUUCUUCUUCACUUCCACUUUCUCUUCAGAAUAAGCCCAGAAAAUCGGCAUCAGUGGUUGUGAGUGCCCGAAGGAAAGACAAGAAAGAAGAUACCCAUAGCUCUGUUCCCAAACCCGACGAGGUCACUGGUUUCUUCCCCGAAGCUGUGCUUCUUAAAAAGAGAACAGUUGAGGAAGAAGGGAAGCUUCUCCCGGAGUUUGAAGAUGCUGAUGAAAGAGAACUCUUUGAAGCGCUGAUGCUUGAGCUGGAUAGUGAUAUGGAUGUUGAUAUAUUGCGCCACUAUGAGGUUAUGUACUUAAUUCAUGAGAAGCAUGAAGAGGAGGUUGUAGCUGUCAAUGAGAAAAUUCAAGACUUUUUGAGGGAGAAGAAAGGUCAGGUUUGGAGAUUGAAUGAUUGGGGUAUGAGAAGGCUAGCUUACAAAAUAAAAAAAGCUAACAAUGCCCACUACAUGUUGAUAAACUUUGAGUUGGAUGCCAAAUAUAUCAACGAUUUCAAGACUCUGUUGGACCAAGAUGAAAGAGUUAUUCGGCAUCUGGUGAUAAAGAGGGAUGAGGCAAUCACUGAAGAUUGCCCUCCUCCUCCGGAUUUUCAUACACUGCGUGGAAAUGCAGAUGAUGAUGAGGACGAAGAAUUUGAUGAAGAUUAUGAUGGUGACUGGGAUGGUGAAGAUGAGGAGGAUGGCGAUGAAGGCGAGGAUGAUAUUAUUUUUGUAGAUGGUGAUGAAGAUGAUAUAGAUUCUAGAAAACAGACAUCAGCAAAUGUUAGACAACCAGAUAUAAGAAAAUUGAGGGCUGAGAACGUAAGUAGGUAAGUGGAUGUUAUCUUAUAUCCUUUGAUUCUUUUGUUCAUUUGUUUCCAUAGGAAUGCAGAGCAGUUCUAAACUUUAUGGCUCUAACUAUAGGAAUAUCUAAGUAACUAGAGUUUCUUGUUUGCUUAUAUGGUCAUAUAUAAAAUGUUUGUGUGAUGAAUAGCAAGGGGUAGCUGAUACCAGCAAACACAGAAAAUGAAAAAGAUUCGCAAUGUGAAAUUCAUACAAGGAAUGAGUAUUUUUUUUUUAUCAAUGUUAA